Molecule: messenger RNA, 669 nt
Organism: Mucor mucedo
Lineage: Eukaryota; Fungi; Mucoromycota; Mucoromycetes; Mucorales; Mucoraceae
Product: glycolipid transfer protein domain-containing protein
Exons: 5
Coding region: 19-609 (196 amino acids)
Biological process (GO): intermembrane lipid transfer; ceramide transport
Cellular component (GO): cytoplasm; membrane; cytosol
Molecular function (GO): ceramide 1-phosphate transfer activity; ceramide 1-phosphate binding
Source: RefSeq, a predicted model, not a curated record
UCCCAUCUUGAAAAUAAAAUGACCUUCUUUGAUACUCUUUCUCGCUCCUAUGUUGAUGUUGACCUUACCAAGGGCAUUGAUACUGAACAAUUCCUUGAGGCUACCGAGGGUCUUGUCAAACUUUUCGAUUUACUUGGUUCUAAAGCCUUUGCUGUUGUUCAAAAUGAUAUGAAUGGCAACAUCAAGAAAAUUAGAGAACGUUUCUUGUCUAACCCAACUGCCAACAGCACACUUCAAGAGUUGUUGUUGACCGAAUCCCCCGAAAAGAAGAGAGUUGCUACCGAAGGUCUUCUCUGGUUGUCUAGAGGUCUUGACUUUACCGCACAAGCUUUACGCCGUAGUUUGGAUGAUGGUAGUGAAGAAUUAGCUGCUUCCUUCACCAAAGCCUAUGAGCAAACAUUAAGAAAGCAUCACAACAUGCUUGUUCGUCCCGUAUUUGGCCUUGCCAUGAAGGCCUGUCCUUACCGUAAGGACUUUUAUGAAAAGAUUGGUGUCAUCACUGAUGAAGCCACAGCACAAAUGAAGGGAUGGUUAGAAGCUCUUGAGAACAUUAUUCGUAUCAUUCAAGGCAUUUUCGCUGCCAACCCUGCUUAUAUUAAGGGCAUGUAAAAAAAAUAUAUAUAUAUAUAAAAUAAAAUAAAAUAAAAAAGCUUUAUUUAUUCAUAAAAA